AUGAAGUCCGGGAAAACGAAGUUAGAAUCUAAUGAUAUUGAUAGAGGAUGGGCAUGGCUAAUUGUAGCAGCGGUUUUUGUAUAUCAUAUGCUGUCUUAUGGUUUGGCGUGGUCUGCUGGUGUUUAUUAUGCAAUUCUUAUAGAAGCCUUUCCUCAUCAACCGAAAGUCAUGGUGGCUUGGGCUGGUUCACUACCAACAUUCGGAUUAUAUGCAGCCGGCCCGUUUUCUGCGAUGCUGACCAAUAAGUUUGGAUGCAGACCGAUCCUAAUGUUAGGUGGUAUGAUGUCUGGAUUUGGAAUGAUGGCUAGUUAUUUUGCACCCAAUAUUUAUGUAUUGUAUGCCACAUUUGGUAUUAUUACAGGUUUGGGUAUUGGACUAAGUUAUAUACCUGCCAUAACAGCAUUAACAUUGUACUUCCAAAAAUACCGAAAUAUUGCUACAGGAAUAGCUGUGAGUGGUGCGGGCUUUGGUUGUUUUAUAUUCCCCCCGUUAAUCAAUACCUUAUCAGACAUGUAUUCUUGGCGAGAAUCCAUGUUAAUCAUAGGGGCUAUAGUGUUAAAUAUUGUGGUAUGUGGUUGUGUUGUACGUCCAAUCUCAUCAUUCCAUAUCAAUCAAGAGGAAAAACCCAAAGUUAUAGACUUUUCACCACUGAGGAAGAAAGGGUAUCUAAUUCUGUCCGUGAACGUUGUAAUGUUAAGUUUUGGUCUUUCAAUCGUCUACCUCCAUCUCACUGCCUAUUCUGAGGCUUGUGGUUAUACAGACAAUAAAUCAGCUAUGUUAAUGUCAUCUAUAGGAGCAGCCAAUUUGUGUGGACGAUUUGCUCUUGGAGCUACUGCCAACCAUCCCAGGGUGAAUGUGAUAGUUCUCUAUGCUGUUUCAAAUAUCAUCUCAGGAGUUGCCUCUAUAUGUUUUGCAUUCUCAGGUAGUUCUUACAUCGCCUUAGUGUUUUUAGCCGUUGUGUUUGGAUUUUUUACUGCUUGUUUUGGUGCACUGUUGCCUCCCAUUCUUGUUGAGUUACUGGGUAUCAGAAGAUUUUCUAAUGGUUAUGGGUGCUUGUUGAUAUUUAUGGCAAUAGGACAACUUAUGGGAGGUCCAUUCGCUGGAUUUUUAUAUGAUACAACGGGUACAUACGAGGUAUCUUUCUUCAUCGCAGGGGGUACUCUAAUAAUAGCUGGUCUGGCAAUGAAACUAAUUGGUUGUUGGGGAAAGAAAACGUUUGAUGACGGUAUACCAGAUUAUCAAGUAGCUUUUAUUGAGAAUGGUGAGAAAGUUAAGCUAGAUUAUUAUGAUAUUUGUACAAUAUGUGAAGCUGGUGUUAUAAAUUUUCUCAUUUUACGUCGAAUAUUUUCAAUCUUAUGA
Messenger RNA from Lottia gigantea (owl limpet), 1359 nucleotides. RefSeq lists its product as hypothetical. Gene Ontology annotation, biological process: monocarboxylic acid transport; transmembrane transport. The record is from RefSeq and is a predicted model, not a curated record. Lineage: Eukaryota; Metazoa; Mollusca; Gastropoda; Lottiidae. Gene Ontology annotation, molecular function: monocarboxylic acid transmembrane transporter activity. The transcript has 5 exons. Bases 1 to 1359 code for a protein of 452 amino acids.